AUGCCCAACGAGAAAGUAAUCAAUACCCCUCGGGAUCCAUAUCAAACUACAACCACGGGUUCUGACCAGAGAUUCAGAUCCCAACAACCCAACAUUGGAAAUACAUUGGCGCAGGAUCUAGCAUUAAUCCCAAAUUUAGAUCCAGAAAUUUCCCGAUUGAUCAAGGGGUAUUUACCUUUUAUUACCUUACAUGAGGUAAACAUUAUUGGUGGCCCAGUUGGAAAACCACCAAACUUCCGACCAGAUCUAGUCAUCCACAACCCAAAGGAUCCUGAAAAGAUCCAAAAAACUUAUGUGACUUCAAUCGUAUAUGCAAUUAUCACUCGCUCCAUAUCAUCUCUACCCGAUGAUAUUGGAACCAUAUUUGCAGGGUAG
Molecule: messenger RNA, 375 nt
Organism: Candida dubliniensis CD36
Lineage: Eukaryota; Fungi; Ascomycota; Pichiomycetes; Serinales; Debaryomycetaceae
Product: putative retrotransposon tca3 polyprotein
Exons: 1
Coding region: 1-375 (124 amino acids)
Source: RefSeq, a predicted model, not a curated record